CCAUGCCGGUGAUUCUGCAUACAAGUUACAAAUCCAAGUACGCUUACAGAAAAUGAUGCUCGGUGAACCUCACCGCCCUAAUCCAACGGUGCUUGUUCCUCCGUGGUCAGCCUUCGAUGAUCCUACGGCCGAUCUUUACUCUUUCAGUCCGCUAAGCGGGGUCUCCGUCAACUCCAAUGGCAAUGACACUAACCACUUUCAGCUCCAGGAGGCUCUUACGGCGCUCCAGCGUUACUUGCCGUCUAAUGAUCCGGAUGUCGACUCGGACUCUGAGAUUUCGGGUCUGGAUGUUGACUCUCCGGUGGACGCUUAUUCAUGCGAUCACUUCCGUAUGUUCGAGUUCAAGGUGAGGCGGUGCGCACGUGGCAGGUCACAUGACUGGACUGAGUGUCCGUACGCGCAUCCGGGAGAGAAGGCACGGAGGAGAGACCCGAGGAAAUAUCACUAUACCGGUACGGCGUGUCCGGAAUUUCGGAAGGGAAGUUGCAGGAAGGGUGACGCGUGUGAGUUCGCACACGGAGUAUUUGAGUGCUGGCUUCACCCGGCUCGCUAUCGUACGCAGCCGUGUAAAGAUGGGAGUAACUGCCGGAGACGUGUGUGCUUCUUUGCUCACACACCAGAGCAACUCAGGGUUUUGCCCCAGCAGAGCCCAAAGAGUAUUAUCACUGCCGACUCGUACGAUGGGUCUCCUUUAAGGCAGGCGAUGGAAGCCUCUUGUUCAAAAACGCUGCCGUUCACGUCCUCUCCGGUGUUUAUUUCACCCCCUUCAACUCCACCAACAGAGUCGCCGCCUUUGUCUCCACUGACCCAUUCUCUCAGUUUUUCACCCUGCUCCCACUCGAUUAACGAAAUGGUGACUUCUCUGAGGAAUCUGCAGCUCGCUAAGGUUAAAUCGUUACCCUCUUCCUAUAACGCAGAGAUUGGUGGUGCCGGUUACGGGUCCCCCAGAGGGUCAAUCUUCCGACCCGGAUUCUAUAGCUUGCCCGCGACUCCAACUGGGGCUCCCACCCGGACUGGAAUCGGGUACCGUGAUUUCUGGGACAAAGCUUGUGAGGAAGAGCCUGCGAUGGAGAGGGUUGAGUCAGGGAAAAGCCUGCGAGCGAAGAUGUUCGAGAGACUAAGCAAGGAGAACUCUAUAGAACGGGUUGACCAGGAUUCUUCAAGCGGUGCUCCUGAUGUUGGGUGGGUCUCGGAGCUGGUAAAUCUAAACUAAGCUGCACAAGCAAGAAUAUGAAAAUCGAUUGUUGAAGAGAUUCUGAUUGAAAUUGUUAAGAAUCUUAUCUUGGAUUUCGUUUUUGGUGAGGUACUCUCAGUGUGAAUAUCUGGAGUAAGAGAGGAGAAGAUGGUACUGGUUAUCCCGUGGUCUGUAUAUGGUAAUUACUAUAAUUAUGAGUAUUGGCAAGUGGUGUUUAUGGUUGAAGAGUAAUCUUUUUCUUUUCUUUUUUCUCUGGGGAAGAAUAGAAUCAGAUGAUCUUCUGAUUUGCAUUUGAAGCUGAUCUUUCUGUAAAUUUUCUAAGCUCUGCUACCCUUUUAGGUGCUGACGAUGCAAAAUUGAUGAAAAAUACAUAUUUUGAUUAUGCUUUCAUGUAUUCUCUUAUUCUCAAACCAGUUUGGACAAGAUGUGUACAACA
This is a messenger RNA of Tripterygium wilfordii, 1631 nucleotides long. Its product is annotated as zinc finger CCCH domain-containing protein 20-like. The transcript has a single exon. The record is from RefSeq and is a predicted model, not a curated record. Bases 53 to 1213 code for a protein of 386 amino acids. Lineage: Eukaryota; Viridiplantae; Streptophyta; Magnoliopsida; Celastrales; Celastraceae. Gene Ontology annotation, molecular function: metal ion binding.